AUGCCCAUGCGAGAGUGGCAAGCUCCUGGAAAGACGCGAGAUACUGUCAAUCCGUUACAAGCUGCACUAGGAAAUCACUACUCCUCUCUUGAACUCGUCCAAUAUCUCUCUACACCAGCUUUCAACUGCUACAAAACACCAACACUCAAGAUGAUGGCCAAAAGAGUAUCUCUCCUCCGGUGCAGCUCCCGUCUGCCUCUCAUAACAUCUUCCACAAGCAGCUUAAACCGUCUAUCCCUCCUCCAAUCCCAACUCUCUCGCACCCUCGCAUCCGAAUCAUCUGGAGCUUCUGCAAACAACACUUCAGCACUCCCAACCAGGAAGGAACGACCACGAAGGGCUUUGUUCUAUGUUCCGGGAAGUGACGAGCGUAAACUGAAUAGCUCGUUAAAGAGUAAAGCGGAUUGCAUAACGUAUGAUUUGGAGGAUUCUGUUGCGCUCAAUAGAAAGGGUCAAGCUAGGCAAUUGGUGUUUAAUGCGUUAGAGACUUUCAACGUGGGCAGAUCAGAAAAGGCAGUUCGAAUCAAUGCUGUUGGAUCUGGACUAGAGAUUGAUGAUUUGAAUGUGGUGUUACGAUCACCAAACCUACAAGCCAUUCUGGUUCCGAAAGUGCAGUCUGCUCGAGAUGUACAGUUUGUGACGCGGAUGAUUGAUACGAUUGCUCCUGCAUCAAACCGAGAAAACAUACGAAUCCUCGCAGCCAUCGAAUCCGCACUUGGAAUCAUGAAUAUCAAAGAAAUCGCACAGUCGGAUCCUCGUGUGGAUGCUCUGAUAUUCGCAGCAGAAGACUAUUGCGCAGACACGGGCCUCCUGCGCUCCGGCACACGUCUCGAGAUGCUAUAUGCGCGCCAAACAGUCGUGACAGCAGCCAUAGCAUACGGCCUGCAAGCGAUAGAUCUCGUGUGUGUUGAAUUCCAGGAUGAGAACACGCUACGGGCUGAGUGUGAUGAGGGGCGUGCGUUUGGAUUUACAGGGAAGCAGGCUAUACAUCCUAAACAGGUGGAUGUUAUUCAGAUGUUGUAUAUGCCGGCUGAGAAGGAUGUGUCACGGGCCACCAAGAUUGUGGAAGGCUACCAUGAGCAUUUGAAGAAGGGUGUUGGAGCAUUCAGUUUGGAUGGCAAGAUGAUUGAUAUGCCGGUGGUGAAAUGGGCUGAGCGUCUACUGGCCAAAGCAAAUAUUGACAAACAAUAA
This is a messenger RNA of Synchytrium microbalum, 1191 nucleotides long. RefSeq lists its product as uncharacterized. Gene Ontology annotation, molecular function: magnesium ion binding; catalytic activity. Bases 1 to 1191 code for a protein of 396 amino acids. Lineage: Eukaryota; Fungi; Chytridiomycota; Chytridiomycetes; Synchytriales; Synchytriaceae. The transcript has 11 exons. Gene Ontology annotation, biological process: oxaloacetate metabolic process. The record is from RefSeq and is a predicted model, not a curated record.